UGGUAAUUUUGAUUAUAUUAGCACAGACGCAUUCCGUAUUUCUUUAAAUAUCUCACAUUUAUUCACUCUAUUGCCCUCACUGUUUCUUGUUCUUGUAAAGUGAUAUGACUUAUAGAAGUAGGUUUCCCUCCCGAUUUUACGUUGUCAGUACGUUUUAUAGUCCCGUGUAAAUGAAAUAAAUUAAAGUCUGUGCAAUAGAAAUUUACAGAAUCUGAAAAUUAUGUAUUACGUAAGCUGCUGUAUAUAUGCCUAAUUAAAUGGUAUAAGGUAUUUAACCAUGGAAUUUAUUAUUUGUGUUCUGUUGUGAAAUACCUAUGGAGAAUUAUUCUUAGUUGAUUUCCUGGUUUGAUCAAGUUGGAUCAUUCAUUUAUAUACAAAUAUUUCUGUUCAGCAUAUGAUUCGUGCUUAAUUUGUUAAGAUUUGAUUAUUUUAUUCCAGAUAUUCUUCUAACUGUGACUAUCCUACUCGAGUGAAAGUCGAUGAUUAUUGGAACUGUGACUCCAAAAACUUCUGUAUCAUCUGUUGUAGAUAGCUGUCAGACAACUAGCUUAACAACGUCGUCCGUUCCUAUAUCUUCAGGCUCAGAAACCACAAAUGGUAUACUUCUUAGCAAUCUAUGGACUCAACUUGAUCACAUUCAAUCUACAAUUCCUGAUCGGUUAUCAGUUGCUAUAUUAGAGGGUGCUGGGGUACAGAUGGAAAACAGCGACCCACGGCUUGCUCGUUUAAUCAGUCUAGCUGGUCAAAAAUUUUUGACUGAUAUCCUUUCUGACGCUAUGCUUCACUGGCGUCUUGCAAAUGGGCAGCCUACUGGGUUGCUUAACCAUCCAAGCAUGUCUACAUCUAUACCAAGCCAAGCAUCUACUAUGUCUUCUGUGAAUGCUACUACGACAACAGCGAGCAAUCCAAGUCAGACUGUUUCACAGUCUCCAUCAUCUAGUGGAAAAACUGGAACAAAUAAAUUUCCCACCGAUCGUCGUGCCACUCUUACAUUGGAAGAUCUAAUUGCUUCAUUGAAUGAUAGGGGUAUUCAUGUUGCCAAACCGCCUUAUUAUCGGUAGACUAUAUAUUGUAUAUUUUUUCUUUCAUUUUCUUCUUCUUUGUAGUCGUCUGUUCCAUUUAACCUCUUCAAAAUGUUUAAAAAACUUUUUAAUAUUGUUUUGUACACGGAGCUACAUUUAUUUAUUCUUUUUGUCAACCAAAAAUCGGAUAUGGCAGGAACACUGUAAUUCACUUUAAUGCUACCUUGAAGUAAAUUAAUAAAAACAUACAUUUAUUGCGAUUAGUG
Schistosoma turkestanicum is the source of this 1288-nucleotide messenger RNA. The record is from the annotation of a GenBank genome assembly. NCBI's taxonomy places the organism in Eukaryota, Metazoa, Platyhelminthes, Trematoda, Strigeidida, Schistosomatidae.